UCCAGGCAGGAGUGGGGGGGCUCUUUGAAUAAUUGAGGAGCUGUUCAGCAGCAGCGGCUGCCUCCAGCCUUCCUUUGCCACCAGCGCCCCGCAUCACAGUGGGAGAGAGAGCCCGGCUGUAAGUGCGGACUGCCAGCAGCCAGUUCAUCGCCGCUAACCCUCAGACAUUCAUGCCCAGGAAAAGGCUGCUUUGGGUCCCUCUGGACCUUUCCUAAAAAGAAGAUCCCUGUGCACUAAAUGAGUUCCAGAAGCAGCCACUGAGGCUUCCAUAGCCCUCUUCCAUCAGUUGACUUUCACCAGAACCCCUACUACUCAGGAUGAGUGGCUUCCUCGCCUCCCUGGACCCCCGGCGGGUACAGUGGGGGGCUUCCUGGUAUGCCAUGCACUCCAGGAUCCUGCGCACCAAACCGGUGGAGUCCAUGCUGGAGGGAACAGGGGGCACCACAGCACAUGGUACCAAGCUAGCCCAGGUGCUCACCACCGUGGACCUCAUCUCACUUGGCGUUGGCAGUUGCGUGGGCACAGGGAUGUACGUGGUUUCUGGCCUGGUGGCCAAGGAGAUGGCAGGACCUGGUGUCAUUGUGUCCUUCAUCAUUGCAGCUGUUGCAUCCAUAUUAUCAGGUGUUUGCUAUGCAGAGUUCGGAGUCCGUGUCCCGAAGACCACGGGGUCGGCCUACACCUACAGCUAUGUCACUGUGGGGGAGUUUGUGGCAUUUUUCAUCGGCUGGAACCUGAUCCUGGAAUACCUGAUUGGCACUGCAGCCGGUGCCAGCGCCCUGAGCAGCAUGUUUGACUCGCUGGCAAACCACACGUUCAGCCGCUGGAUGGUGAACAGCGUGGGGACCCUCAAUGGCCUGGGGAAAGGUGAAGAGUCCUACCCAGACCUUCUGGCUCUGGUGAUCGCGGUCAUCGUCACCAUCAUCGUCUCGCUGGGGGUGAAGAACUCUGUGGGCUUCAACAACGUGCUCAACGUGCUGAACCUGGCCGUGUGGGUGUUCAUCAUGAUCGCAGGCCUCUUCUUCGUCAAUGGGAAGUACUGGGCUGAGGGCCAGUUCUUGCCCCACGGCUGGUCAGGGGUGCUGCAAGGAGCAGCCACAUGUUUCUAUGCUUUCAUUGGUUUUGACAUCAUCGCCACCACUGGAGAGGAAGCCAAAAAUCCCAACACGUCCAUCCCUUAUGCUAUCACUGCCUCCCUGGUCAUCUGCCUGACAGCAUAUGUAUCUGUGAGCAUGAUCUUAACCCUGAUGGUGCCAUAUUAUGCCAUUGACACGGAAUCCCCACUCAUGGAGAUGUUUGUGGUUCAUGGGUUCUAUGCUGCAAAAUUCAUUGUGGCCAUUGGGUCAGUUGCAGGACUGACAGUCAGUUUGCUGGGCUCCCUCUUCCCAAUGCCGAGGGUCAUUUAUGCCAUGGCUGGUGAUGGGCUCCUUUUCAGGUUUCUAGCUCAUGUGAGCUCCUACACAGAGACGCCAGUGGUGGCCUGCAUCGUGUCGGGGUUCCUGGCGGCUCUCCUCUCGCUGCUAGUCAGCCUGAGAGAUCUGAUUGAGAUGAUGUCCAUCGGCACACUCCUUGCCUACACCUUGGUCUCUGUCUGUGUCUUGCUCCUUCGAUACCAACCAGAGAGUGACAUUGAUGGUUUUGUCAAGUUCUUGUCUGAGGAGCACACAAAGAAGAAGGAGGGCAUUCUGGCUGACAGUGAGAAGGAAGUUUGUUCUCCUGUGAGUGAAGGAGAAGAGUUUUCUGGCCCUGCCACCAACCCAUGUGGGGCCAAGAACUUACCAUCCUUGGGAGACAAUGAGAUGCUCAUAGGGAAAUCAGACAAGUCAACCUACAAUGUCAACCACCCCAACUACGGCACUGUGGACAUGACCACAGGCAUAGAAGCCGACGAAUCUGAAAACAUUUAUCUCAUCAAGCUAAAAAAGCUGAUCGGGCCCCGUUACUACACCAUGAGGAUCCGGUUGGGCCUUCCAGGCAAAAUGGACCGGCCCACAGCCGCUACGGGGCACACGGUGACCAUCUGCGUGCUCCUGCUCUUCAUCCUCAUGUUCAUCUUCUGCUCCUUCAUCAUCUUUGGUUCUGACUACAUCUCAGAGAAGAGCUGGUGGGCCAUCCUUCUGGUUGUUCUGAUGGUGCUGCUGAUUAGUGCCCUGGUGUUUGUGAUCCUGCAGCAGCCAGAGAACCCCAAAAAGCUGCCCUAUAUGGCCCCUUGCCUCCCCUUUGUGCCCGCCUUUGCCAUGCUGGUGAACAUCUAUCUCAUGCUAAAGCUCUCCACCAUCACAUGGAUCCGGUUUGCCGUCUGGUGCUUUGUGGGAAUGCUCAUUUAUUUUGGGUACGGCAUCUGGAACAGCACCCUGGAAAUCAGCGCCCGCGAGGAGGCCCUGCACCAAAGCACGUACCAGAGCUACGACGUGGACGACCCUUUCUCCGUGGAGGAGGGUUUCUCCUAUGCCACCGAGGGCGAGAGCCAGGAGAACUGGGGCGGGCCGUCCGAAGACAAAGGCUUCUAUUACCAACAGAUGUCAGAUGCCACGGCCAACACCCGGACAAGUAGCAAAGCGAAGAGCAAAAGCAAACACAAAAAGAACUCGGAGGCCCUGAUUGCGAAUGAUGAGUUAGAUUACGCGCCCGAGUAGGAGUAAACAACACAAGGAAUACACAGAAAUGGUGGUGAUGUCUUUUCAGUAACUUAACCUGUGGGCUAGAAGGUGAAAACGUCUUUGCCUCUCAUUUCACAAGUCCAGCCUUCCUCAAAGUCAGUCCCCAGUCAUAGCCUGUCAUUUAUUACUUUUGCUCUUCAGGGUAGUUCUGUUGAAGAGACUGGUCCCCUUAUAGAAAAAAAAAAUAUUUUUGAAAAAACUAAACAAAAAGCUACAAGAAAUUCUAACUGAGAUGCAACCAUCAGAGCUGAUGGCAGAAAAUGUUUCCCCGGCCUUUGCUCUGCUGGUUGAAUCGUUUUGCUUCUUAUGGAGACCCCAAGAAGCAAGGAAAAACUUCUUGGACCACACUGAGGCGGCAGCUCCUUGUGGAGAUGUGCCAAAGCCGGUGGGAGUGGGCAUAAGGCAGCAUUUCUACCACCUGAGACCACAAGGGCAAAGCUCUGUGCUCAGCAUACGGGCUGAGGGCGGCUCCCCCAGGCCUGGGUGGGCAGGUGGCAUUGGCACUUCCUCAGCAAGCAGCAUUUUGUCCUGAAAUCUCACAAAAACAAAUUCAUGGAAAAGACACAUGCUUCUUGUUAUCCACCAACGUUCUCACGGUCUCCAAAAUAUAACUUUAGGAUCCCCUAAAGGUCAGGGACUCUGAAACCAUUUCCCCAAAGUUUCAGAUUCGCCACAAAGCAGACCCAGUAAUGGGGUGAGGAGCACCAUCAAAGCUCUACGUAAAUGCCCACAACACAUUAAAUAACGUCUCUUGCAGCGAAGGCCAGGGGGUGUGGGCAGAAAUUAACUCCCUGUCAAGCCUUCUCUUAUAGCCGAUUCUAAGCUCCUGCUGAUAGAAUGGAAGGGGGCAAAGGUGGAGCAUGAUUUCAUGGCACUAAUAUGCCUUGAAGAAGGAGGCUGUUUGUUUUAUAAUCAGAUAAAAAUCUUUACAAGGAGAAGUGACCCAGCCACUGAGAUCACAUUGCAAAUUCUAUUUCAGAUUUCUAAAAUUAUAAAUUCUGUCGUGUGUUGGUUGUUUUUUUUUAAAGAUAUGCCACCAUUUGAUUGGUGGGUGCUACUCUGAACACAAAAAUGUUGAAGCACGGCUUCUUAGGUAAUUGCAUUCCAUGAGAUCACAUUUCACUUCUGAACCCUGUUCUUCUGGGGUAGCUCACUUUUAGACGUGUGUUUUUCUCCCUGUUAUUCCCCAGAGCGAUUUCACUGAAGCCCAGAGAAAUGGCUACCUGGUGAGGUCUAAAUCUGGGCCUCAGGAGGUGCUCUUGAAGGAAUUCCUCUGAAACAAGCUGGAGGUGACAACCUGCAACAGGAAAAGGCUCAUGGCCUAUUUACUGCUCUUGGGUUGCAGGGAUUCCAACACUGCAUGGAGAUAUGUGCACAUGUAUGUGAAGGCACGGGGCUUGGGUUAAGCUAAAAUCUCUGUGAGAAUUUCUGAAAAUGGGGCAAAAUAGCAAAUUCGUUAUUCUCUCUCUCCUGGAUCUAGUGUUAAGCCAAAAGUUUUCCAGAACACAUCCACAAAUGUUUAAAUCUAUUCUUUCCUACAGGUUGAGGUUCGUGCCAUCUUGGCACACUGUAGGACUAUGGGCAGGAAGCAGAAGUCCGUUUUUCACUCAGCGAAUCCUGAUUGAGUCUGUACCACGUGAUAAGCGAUAGGAAUGCAGAAAAGAGUGGCGUGUGCCCUUGGAGGCUCUGGGCCCAGGGAAAGAGCAGCACUGCAGCCUGAUAGUUGUCAAUAAAAUAGCUGAGCGUCACAAGCCCCCAUGGCUGAUGCACUGGGCUUUAACGUAGCAUUUUUAAAAGGUCAAUUGAAACUAUAGUUUUUUGUGUGGAUUUUUUUUUUGUUUCUUUUUUUUUAUUGUCUAAAGUUUCACAUAUGUCUCCUUUUUCCCCAGUUGACCCCCCAACCUUAGCCAUUCCCACCCCAGGGAAGCCCCCACCGCCCCACUCUGUAUCCAUUGGUUAUGCUAAUACGCAUGCAUACAAGUCCUUUGGUUGCUCUCUAACCCCCCUUCCCCUACCAUUUGUCUCUAGAUAGAUCUAUUCUUGUUUGAAACUAUAGUUUUAAUAUGCUUUUAAAUAGAUUGCAUAUCAUACCCAUAGCCAACAUGUCAUUUAAAUUCAAAUAACUACUAUUUUCUAGACCUUUUUCAUUCUUUUAUAUUAAUUGUUUAUAGCUCUAGUUUUCUGAGGCCAUUUGUCAUUUAACUGUAAUGCUUAGCAAUGUUUGUUUGUUUGUUAGUUUGUUUUUCUCCCCUAACCUCAACCAUAAAGAUAUAGUACCUGGUCUGUGAAAUAGAUCCUUGGGCAUUAAUUGUAAUCUAAUCCUCAGCAAUUUUUGUGAAAAUGAAGUUUUGAACUAGCUUUAGAAUUCAACAAAUCUGCCUAGUUUAAAUAAAAUCUGGUUAAGCUUGGGAUAUAUCCAGGUAGGUAGGGUGGGGCUGUAUUCAUUAUAAAUGUUCAAAGAGAAAUAUGAAUGCAAAAUAACAACAUCUUAAUGUGGGUGAAAGAGGUCCCUUUUACUAGAGAGGUUUUAGGUAUUAAAGUCAUAAUAGUCUGGUGGCCGCAGUAUGCAAUUUCUGGAGCAUGAGGAGAGAGGACACAAACUUUGGAAAUACCAUUGGCAUUGAUUUCGUGAAGAUCCUAUGAACUACUUCAUUUCAGAAGUCACUUCUCGCAAAUAGUACCUCUGUAAUUUUUUUUAAGCUUUGAUUUCUUUAUUUCUCUAAAACUGAUUAGUCAUCUUCCUAGCAAACUUGGUUUUUUUAAAAAUUAGUCAAUAUGGUAGAAAAAGGUUUUUAUAAGGUAAAUAGACCUAUUUUUCCUCAUGUUCCCCACCUCUCCUGAAACAGUCCCAGAUUUCACAAUGCAGUUUUCGAAUACCAUCAAUCACUAGGAUGAUUUUACUAGUGUUUCCUGACAAUUUUCUUAAGACCACAUUUGUGAAACCACAUUAAAAGUAAGAUCACCUUAUAAAUAAUUACCAUAGAAAUUUAGCCCCCUUGAAAGGAGUCCAAGGAGGACCUACAUUUUAUUAAAUUCUUCUCUGCAGCAAGAGCUCUUCCAGUGAGGUUACAUCAUGUGGAUUUGUGGUUUGGAGCCAAUUAUUUGAUUUUUUAAGUUGUUGUUGAUUUAUUGGUACUCUGCUUCAUUUCAAAAGCAGAGGUGGCUAUUAAGUUACAUAUAAUACCCCAAAUAAUUAAGUAGGGAGCUGUGGGCAAACAAAAAGGAUAAAACAAAGCUAGGAGUGUGGUAAGUACUCAAAUGCAGAAACUUGAUAUGCAAUGCUAAUUGCCAAUGAGGGGCAACUUGAAAAAUUAUGCGAUUGUUGGUAAUGACAGGAAGUACAAAUAAGAACAAAUCUUCCUCUAUAAGGGCAGAUUGUAAUAAUCUAAGCAUAGGUUAGUAAAACCCACAGAUAAGUUUCAGGCCUGGAUUUUACCAGGUACCUGUGCCUGGCACAUAGUGGAUGUUCCAUGAAUAUCUGAAUGAGUGGAUGGAUGGAUGGAUGGAUGGAUGGAUGGAUGGAUGGAUGUGUGAUGAAUGAAAGGAAAAUAAAUUAUAAUUUAUUCAACAGGUUUUUAUGGAGUGCUUAUUAUGUGCUAUGGCAUACGAAAUAGGGGAAAUAAGAUAUAUAAAUAAAGAACAAUCAUAAAAAUGACAGGUAAGAUGAGGAAGUUGUAAUGUUCAGUGAGGGUUCAAAUAUGGAAAAGACCUCCUUCCACUGAAAUGAUCAUAGAGAAUGAAGCCCUUGGAUUGAGCCCUGUGGAAUGGACAGCAUUUUACAGGUAGAAAUGGGGAGAGGCUUGCUGAGUGGAAGAUCAGCAUGAGUAAGGUGUAGAAUGUGGCUGAUAGCUGUCUCCUGACUAAUAAUUUGUAUUGUGCCUCCUUCAAGGAAAAGCAAGAAGCUAGUUUGGCAGGAGCUUAUGAAUUAUGCAUGAUUUAUGUAUGUAACAGUAAGAAAUUUGAGAAGGCAGGUUAGGGCUCACCCACAGAUAGACGUGCAAGUGGAACUGAGCUGGCUAGCUCUCCAUGGGUGGGGAGGCACUGGGGAAAUGAUGAAAGUAUGAAUCAGGGAAAGUUGGACUUUAAGAAGCUGGGGCAGUGACUUCCUCUGCCUAUGCAAGGAGCUAGCAAGUCACAUAGACACUCCAAGUUGAUUUACCAUAUUAAACAGAACAAAUAUCCAUACUGAAGGCAAUAUAUGGUUCUUCCUUUGGUCAUUAACCUAACGUUUAACUUAUGGACAGAUAAGACAAAGUAAUGUGCAGCCACUUAAAAAUUCUCAACAAUAGAAUUUAAACAACCAAAACUGGUAAGUUUUUAUUUCUAUCUGAGCAACACAGUAAAACCUCAGCUCAAGACUUUACUUAGCUUGAGCACAAGGAGUUUGAGAAUCAGCCUAAAAGAGUAGAUGAAAUUGCUGUUGCCUUUCCCAGAAGGUUUUACCAGGUCCAGAGAUGUCAGUGGAAGCCCACUGAGGGUCAACCACAUGUUCCUCAGAUUAGAAUAUCUUGGUGGGUGGGGAUGUCAGAAAUCAGGAAAUGUGUUUGAAGCCGGAGCUGGGGUCAGCUUACCAAGUCCGGGCAGCAGUUAAUGGUCCACUCUUGGAUUUAAGCCUUCAGGUUAGUGGGCAAUCCACAGAUUGCCUUCAUUUCUCACGCUGGAGCGGAGGGAGGUGCUAACGAAACACAUUAUCCGAAACUGGCCAACUGGGCUGCAUGACAGCACUCGAUUGUCAUGCCAUUUGGAACAAGACUAGUCAAGGAAGGUGUUUCUAUGCAAAACUUUUACUAAGCCUAGGUUACUCUUGUGUGCAAGUACCUCCCUGAAGCUGAAGACCUGUUUGUCUACGGGGGGGGGGGGGGGGGGGGGCGGCUUCUGAAGGUCCCAAGAGAGAAAGGUGCCUCCUGGUCAGCAGUGACGUCCGGCCCUGAGACAGCCAAUAUUUGUAAUUAAACAGUGCGCAAGCGCAGAAACAGCAUCCCAGACACCGGCCCCGCCACAAGCAGGAACCAGGAUGCUGUUUCACCUCGAGUUUACUUCAUGUUUUUCCGUUGGAAUGGGGAUGGGUAGCACAAAGCCUCUUUCAUGUACAUAACUGUUAUUCCUGUGUCCACUUGUAUUUUCUCUAAGACUUUACAGGAGAGGCUGUUGUGAUCGCUUUUCCUCCUUAAGAGCAACUUCCUGUCUGAAAUGCUUUCCUCUUCUUGUUGAGCUUAAGUCGUACAUGCAUCACUCUGAAACACCUAAGCUGUUGCCUUUUGCCAAAAUUACUUCUCCAAGAAAAAGACAUUCUUUUUUUAGGAUUUAAAACCCAAAAGGGAUUAGUGGAUGUUUUGAGGUCUUUCAAAAAUGAACCUAUGUCCUGCACUAUCAACUAAAAUAGUGUUAGAAAUCAUUACACAGUAUUCUACAUGCAUGGGAUUGCAACAUUCAUAUAGAGCUUUCACAAAGACAGCUUUGGGCUAGAAGUCUUCUGAAAGCAGGUAGCUCUAAUUUCUUACUCUUUAAGAACAUUCAAGUGCAUUUAGGUACAAAAAGAAAAGAAAAUGGCUUUGUAUUCAAACUAGGAAAUGGAGGCAGUGUGGAUUUUUUCAUGAGGGACUUCCUCUGUGCUUUUUUUUUUUUCUAUUAUAUAUUUCUGACAUUGACUUGGUGACAUUGGCUCAAGGGAAUUGUGGGUGAUGUAAAUUUCUCAGGAAGUGCAGAGUAAGAAGGAUUGGGUUCAGUCUAAUAUUGGAAUGAGGGACGGCUCCUUACCCAUCUCCUCCUGACUGGUCUUGGCAGUUGUGGUGCACUUGUCUCACUCACACUCCCAAAGGCAAAAGUCUAUACAGGAAAUCAUAAACCCCCACUUUCCGAAACAAACACACUGUUAAUGCUAUGGUGGCACAUAAAUACCUCAACUGCCUGGGCUAACAGAAGGGGCUGCAGGUUUUGAAGAGAGCACGUGCUGUUCUCAUCCCACAAAGGUACACCAUCUGACAACAGGACUCGACCUUCUAGCUUUUUCUCACUGUGGAAAAGAAAGGUUACCGUUUAAUUCAUACCCAAAGUUAUAAGUACAGCCUGUAAAUUUUACUAACUUGUUUCAUUUUUGUUUGGUCCUUGAGAAGUACAACUUGCUUUUUGCAGCUGGUAAUUUCUGGUGUUGUUCUUUGAUAUAUCUUUGGUAUAUAUAUACAUGUAUAUAUAUAUGUAUAUAUAUGUAUAUAUAUACAUAUAUAUACAUAUAUAUGUAUAUAUAUAAUUGCUGUAAUAUAUAUAAUUUUUGUUAAAGUUUGUUCGUUUUGUGGUUUUUAAUUCCCAUUGGUGCACUGUACAAUGGGGUGUUGUAGUGUAUCAUGAAGUGUAUCAUGAAGAAAGAAAUAAUAUGCAGAUAUGUUAUGGAGUAUAUUUUAUUUUGAAAUUGACUGUGGUGUUGACAAUAUAUUGAUAUGUCAAGAUACUAAGGGAAAAUUCUAAAUUUACCAAAAUGUGUAUAUUUUAAUAAAUGCAUAAAGCUUUAUUGUGUGCCUUUAAGUUUAAAAAUGGGUUUAUAAAAACGAAGUGAGAAACAAAGUGUCUUACUAUAAAAUAUCCACAGUAAUGUAAAGCUUUUACCCAGGAAACUACCAAAAGAAAAAAAGAAAAGAAAAAGAAGCUUUCCCAUAUUUUGUUAACCUUAACCAGUUCCAGAAGUCUGGUAUAUUCUUUCCAUUCUAAAAUGGAGAUGAGUAAGUGAAUCUUGCCUUAAAUGUUUCAAUCAAUUGUCCAUUGUAGAAAAGCCAGAUAAAUGAGCUCUAUUUUAUUUUAUUGGUUUGAAACUAAUUGCAUUAUUGUGGAAAAUUUGUUUUCAGAAUAAAAAUAUUUUAAAAACUACA
This is a messenger RNA of Myotis daubentonii (Daubenton's bat), 9517 nucleotides long. RefSeq names its product solute carrier family 7 member 14 (gene SLC7A14). Gene Ontology annotation, cellular component: plasma membrane. Gene Ontology annotation, molecular function: amino acid transmembrane transporter activity. Gene Ontology annotation, biological process: amino acid transport; transmembrane transport. Lineage: Eukaryota; Metazoa; Chordata; Mammalia; Chiroptera; Vespertilionidae. The record is from RefSeq and is a predicted model, not a curated record.